GUUAUGUCAGCUUUGUUGUGUGUAACUGAAACAACCUAAACAUCAAUUAAAUACAAAAACAUAUGUGCCUGGGGUGAUUGAUCUGAAUUGUUGAAAUUGAGAUCGUGCGACGAGGAAGGAAAUGCUCACUAUCGCAUGAGCAGUGGUCCUCGCAUACUGAAAAUUUAUCGGUUAGGAAGCGGGAACAUAAUCUGGAGCAAUAAAUGAGUCUUUCUUUAGACUGUGCGUUGUUUUAACGAGGUCUAAUUUGUACAUACCAGUGCAAGGAAGUAUGUUGAACUGUGCGAUCAUGGAUAAAUCUGGAAAGCUCAUUCAACUAUUAGCUGUAAUAUUAUUAAUAGUUCGUCAUAUUGGAGCUUCAGAUGAAGUGAAGGUAUUUACAGUAGCCACUGAUGACACACAUGGACUAGACAGAUUUCUUCGAUCUGCCAGAGUCUAUGGCAUUGAUGUUGAAGUAUUGGCCAAAGGGAAGGAAUGGACUGGAGGUGAUAUGAAAUAUGCAGGUGGAGGACAGAAGAUCAACAUUUUGAAAGAUGAAUUAUCAAAAUUGAUGAAAUCAGAUGACAAUAAAGACAGAAUCAUACUAUUCACUGACAGCUAUGAUAUUAUGUUCCUCUCGACCUUAGAAGAUAUUCUGAAGAAGUUCAAAUCUUUUAAAGAUACACGGGUUUUAUUCUCUGCUGAGCAAUUUUGCUGGCCAGACAGCAAGCUGGCUGGUCAUUACCCCAAGACUGAGGUUGCGAACCCGUACUUAAACUCUGGAGCAUUUAUAGGGUAUCUUCCUGAGUUACUUGAAAUAUUGAAUCACAAACCUAUAAAAGAUCAGGAUGAUGACCAAUUGUACUACACAAAGAUUUACUUAGACAAGGAAUUAAGACAUAAUUUGAAGAUUUCACUUGACCAUGAUUCAAAAAUAUUCCAAAAUCUAUAUGGAGCUUUAUCCGAUGUCCAAUUGAGAUCUAACACUACAGAAGAGUGGCCUUAUAUAGAAAAUGUAGUGACAAAGGAAAGACCGCUGAUUGUACAUGGGAACGGUCCAUCUAAACUCACUUUAAACCACUUAGGCAACUAUUUAGCCAAGUCGUGGUCCAUGAAAGAGGGAUGUGCGCUUUGCAAUGAGAAAAAGAUUGAACUUAAGGAAAAUGAAUUACCAAACGUCAUGAUGGCGGUGUUUAUAGAACAAGCGACGCCAUUCAUGGAAGAGUUUUUGCAACAAUUAAAUGACAUUGACUACCCUAAAUCUAAGAUUCAUUUGGUAUUGAGAAAUAAUGUGGAGUAUCAUGAAACUGAAGUUGAUGAUUUUUUCCAAGCGCACUCCAAAAACUAUGCCACCGCGAAGCGUAUCAAACCGGAUGAUUUUAUCUCAGAAUCUGAAGCAAGGAAUAUUGCCAAGGAUAGGUGCGUUAACAGCGUCUGCGACUACCUUUUCUCCGUCGACAGCGUGUCCAGAGUGAAACCUGACACGUUGCGUUAUCUCGUUUCGUCUGGAUAUGACGUCAUCGCACCGAUGUUGGUGCGGCCCGGACAAGCUUGGUCUAAUUUCUGGGGGGCGAUCAACUCUGCCGGCUUCUACGCUAGGUCCGCGGACUAUAUGGAUAUAGUUUACCAAGCCGUCAGAGGGGUAUGGAAUGUUCCUUUCAUCACGAAUUGCUACCUCAUGAAGAUGUCAUUAUUCAGGAAUACAGAGGCCAAGUCCGUCACCUAUUCGUCCGAAGAUGUGGAUGCAGACAUGGCGUUCUGCUCUAAUUUGAGGCAACUAGGUAUAUUCAUGCACGUGAGCAACGAGAUGGACUUCGGACAUUUGGUGAAUCCUGAGAACUAUGAUGUCAGCCGCACCAACCCAGAUGUGUACAGUUUGUUCGAUAAUAAACUCGAGUGGGAAGCUCGCUAUCUCCAUGAAAACUAUAGUGUUAAUUUCGAAGAGGGCCGAAAACACUUGAUGCCAUGUCCAGACGUGUAUUGGUUCCCGUUAAUGUCCAAAAGGUUCUGUAAAGAAUGGAUAGAAGUUAUGGAAGCAUACGGGAAAUGGAGUGAUGGCUCUAAUAAUGACAAACGUCUAGAAGGAGGUUACGAGGCAGUUCCCACUCGUGACAUCCAUAUGACCCAAGUCGGGCUAGACCGCCAGUGGCUGCAUAUCCUCAAGGAAUAUGUCCGUCCCCUACAGGAAAUGGUCUUCACCGGCUACUAUCAUAACCCACCGGUGUCAAUAAUGAACUUCGUGGUGCGGUACCGGCCUGACGAGCAACCCUCUCUGCGACCCCACCACGACUCCUCCACAUACACCAUCAACUUGGCUCUCAACACACCCAAUGUCGAUUACGAAGGGGGCGGUUGUCGUUUCAUACGGUACAACUGUUCGGUACAAAACACCAAACGUGGCUGGUUGUUGAUGCACCCCGGCCGCCUGACACACUAUCACGAAGGACUGAAGGUCACCAAGGGCACUCGCUACAUCAUGAUUUCUUUCGUUGACCCGUAAACAAAAUCACUCACUAUAAUUGUGUACAUCUAUAGGUCUUUCAAUCUAAUUUGUACAAAAGUCAAAC
This is a messenger RNA of Chilo suppressalis (striped riceborer), 2546 nucleotides long. The record is from the annotation of a GenBank genome assembly. NCBI's taxonomy places the organism in Eukaryota, Metazoa, Arthropoda, Insecta, Lepidoptera, Crambidae.